UUAAUAUUCCUUCUUCAAAUGCUGUAGGAGGUGAAUGAAGAGGAUGGAGGCAGUGAGGUGGAUGUGGAUGAAGGGAUGGAGAUGAAAGAGUGUGGCGAUGGGGACGGAGAGGGGCCGUAUCUCUCAGAGGUUGAUCCUCCUGCCAGUGAGAGUGAGGAUGGAUACGGCAGUCACUCUCAGCGCUACACUACAGCGGACUCCACCGCCAGCAGCCCUGCCUCAUCACAGUUCUCCAUGUGUAGUGAAGAUCAAGAGGCCUUGCAGGCUCAGAAGAUCUGGAAGAAAGCCAUCAUGCUGGUGUGGCGGGCAGCAGCCAAUCACAGGUAUGCAAGUGUGUUUCUGCAACCUGUGUCUGAUGACAUCGCCCCUGGUUAUCACAGCAUCGUACACAGACCGAUGGACCUAUCAGCCAUCAAAAAGAACAUAGAGUCUGGGCAGAUCCGCACGACGGCGGAGUUCCAGCGUGACAUCAUGCUGAUGUUCCAGAACGCGGUGAUGUAUAACAGCUCGGAUCAUGACGUCUACCACAUGGCCCUGGAGAUGCAGAGGGACGUUCUGGAACAGAUCCAGCAGUUCUUGGCCACUCAGCUGAUCAUGCAAACAUCAGAAUCAGGCAUCAGCACCAAGAGCCUGCGCGGAAGGGAGGCCAACCGCAAACAAGACCCCAAUGAGAAGACCCUGAGUCCUGCACACAAAGACCCUCAUUUAGAGCCAGAACCACCAGCCAGAUGGAAAAGGAACAACUCCAAACAAGACACUUAUGAGAAGGACAGCCUAUCCAUGGCCUCUCCUGCUUUCCUUCUCUCUCUCUUUGAUGGAGGCACCAGAGGGCGUCGCAGUGCCAUUGAGGCUGAUAUGAAGAUGAAAAAGUGAACUGAGAUGUCUCACUGCAGCUGUUAUGGAAGUGCAAAUAGGCUUUAUUUCCGUUUCUUUAAGACGUUCUGGCUAAGUUUAGUUACUCAAUGCCUCAGUGGUUUGACACAGCAAUUCAACAGUCUAAUUACAGAAGGACACCAAAAGAAGGGACUUUCACAGAAACCCUUCAGUCCUAGACCUGAAAAACUGGUCAAGUGUGCUCUGAGACUAGACUCACGGGACAGGACAAACUGACCUUGUGUUUGUUUGAGUUUAGAGGAGUUGUUUAAAAGUUUUUGACUUGAUGUCACAAAUUUAGCUGUCAUCACUGGCCUUUUAAAAAAGCUGAAUGUACCACCGUCAUGACCACUGGAUGGUUAGAAUUUAGGAUGUCAUUUUCUAGAGCUGAGAAUGAAACCUUACAAGCCAUUGUUCAAAACAAAGAUUACUAUCGCCUUAUCAGUUUGAGAGGAUGUGGAACGACGGAGGACAGAGCAAUAAAAGUAAGCUUUUUUUCUUCUAUAGGAAUGAAGAUGGAUCCUACGUUUCUUUAAGCUUGAUUUUUGCCCAGUCAGGAUCAUGGAUGCUUUGGAUUACAGUUAAAGGCCUACUGUACUAUGUUCAGUUUGUUUUCGUUCUUUAAGUGAGACGUAAUAAUUUGACAUCUGUACGUUUCAAAAGAACAUAGUUUUGUACAGGGUCUUUGUGUACAGUGUUUUUGUAUAUUGUGUCGUGAAAUGUUUUAAUAAAACAUGAGUGUCUGCAAUUACACAAUGUUAUUUUAAGAAUAAUUUAUUCAACUUGUGCUUUCAAACAAAAACUAUUAGUACAAAUGCUUCACUGGGAGGACAAUACCAGCUUGUCCUGUU
Molecule: messenger RNA, 1724 nt
Organism: Sinocyclocheilus anshuiensis
Lineage: Eukaryota; Metazoa; Chordata; Actinopteri; Cypriniformes; Cyprinidae
Product: bromodomain-containing protein 8-like
Exons: 7
Coding region: 76-873 (265 amino acids)
Cellular component (GO): NuA4 histone acetyltransferase complex
Molecular function (GO): protein binding
Source: RefSeq, a predicted model, not a curated record